CGGCGGGGGGGCGGGGCCGCCGACGCGAGGCACGCUGGGGCGGGACGCGCGGGCUGCCGGGAACGGGGCGGAGCGCGGCCGCGCCGGCGCGUCGAGGGGGGGACAGGCAGCCGCCGCGAUGGACGUGUUCCUCAUGAUCCGGCGCCACAAGACCACCAUCUUCACGGACGCCAAGGAGUCGAGCACUGUGUUCGAGCUGAAGCGCAUCGUCGAGGGCAUCCUCAAGCGGCCGCCCGACGAGCAGCGGCUGUACAAGGAUGACCAGCUUCUGGAUGACGGCAAGACACUGGGAGAGUGUGGCUUCACCAGUCAGACAGCACGGCCGCAGGCCCCAGCCACUGUAGGGCUGGCCUUUCGAGCAGAUGAAGCUUUCGAGGCCCUGCGCAUCGAGCCCUUCUCCAGCCCACCUGAGCUGCCCGAUGUGAUGAAGCCACAGGACUCAGGAAGCAGCGCCAAUGAACAAGCGGUGCAGUGAGAGGGCCCCGGGCCUGCCCCCAGUGCCACCCCCCCCCCAAUAAAAGAGAUUUGGGUGUCUG
This is a messenger RNA of Zalophus californianus (California sea lion), 536 nucleotides long. It is a transcript of the gene ELOB, whose product is annotated as elongin B. NCBI's taxonomy places the organism in Eukaryota, Metazoa, Chordata, Mammalia, Carnivora, Otariidae. Bases 119 to 475 code for a protein of 118 amino acids. Gene Ontology annotation, cellular component: VCB complex; elongin complex. Gene Ontology annotation, molecular function: protein binding. The transcript has 4 exons. The record is from RefSeq and is a predicted model, not a curated record. Gene Ontology annotation, biological process: transcription elongation by RNA polymerase II.